AUGCCAACCACAAUGAAUAAUUUCUUUCGUUCCUCCAAGUCUAACAAAAGAUCCAGUACCAAUACUAGUAGGAGUUCUAACAGUCAAGGAUCUGUUCCAAGUUCAUCGCCUCCACAACCAAUCCCGAUCAAAUUAAAUGUGGGCGGAAACUUGUAUAUAACAACUCAACAAACUUUAUGCAUACAUCCUUCGUAUCUUUCCGAAUUAUUUUUCUUGUAUCGCUCGCCUGAAUCAUUAUCAUCAUCACCACAACCAAAAAAACGCAGCAAGGAAUUAUUUAUUGAUCGUGAUGGUACCCAUUUCGAUCAUAUUUUGAACUUUCUACGUACAGGAACAUUACCAAAAAUAUCAUUAUCGAUUUUACAGAAAUUAGAAUGCGAAGCGAAGUUCUACGGUAUAAAACCAUUGAUCAAUCUGGUUUCUCAACGUAUACAAAAUCAUUUAAGUUUACCAAAAUUCAAAGUUGUUCCGAUUCAAUCUCUUUCUCAAGAAAAUAAUAAUAUUCUUCGUCCGAAUCCAAAAAUUUCAAUCUAUAACAGCAGCAAUAACAGCAUUAAUAAUAUUGAUGUUAAUUAUGAAGGAAAAGGCGAUGACGAUGAUGAUAUUUUUAAUAUGGUCAAUGAAAAUAUUAAUGAAUUUGGUUCAGGUGUCGGAUCAAGAUUAUCUUCAAAUCAAUCAUUCUACACUCAUCACAAUUUAUCUUUAUCUAAUCCUUCAUACGGCGAAGUUCCAAUCAUUUACAAUCCAAAAUUCAAUGAAUCUGAUUUGUUACAUCCAUAUUCAUCAAAGAAUAUUUCAACACGAUCGUUAUACAGUAACAACAGCAAUAACAACAAUGAUAAUAAUAGAGAAAGUUGUGUCAGAACACCUCAAUCAGAACCAACGCAAAUUUCUGAAGAGUUGAUAGGUGACAAGGUGAAUUCGACCGAUUAUGACAUUAUUAGCAUAACAUCUGUACCAAUAUUUUUCAAGAAAUGUCCUGAAGGUCAUGGCGAAUUAAACAGGUUUUCCGAUCCUUAUUGCGACACAACUUGCACCGAGUCUCAUGUACAAUUAUCAAAAGAGAUGGCUACAUAUGUUGUGUUGAAGCGUAAAGAUGAUUGA
Messenger RNA from Entrophospora sp. SA101, 1104 nucleotides. Lineage: Eukaryota; Fungi; Glomeromycota; Glomeromycetes; Entrophosporales; Entrophosporaceae. The record is from the annotation of a GenBank genome assembly.